This is a messenger RNA of Mugil cephalus (flathead mullet), 847 nucleotides long. RefSeq names its product putative C-type lectin domain family 20 member A. The record is from RefSeq and is a predicted model, not a curated record. Bases 1 to 684 code for a protein of 227 amino acids. Lineage: Eukaryota; Metazoa; Chordata; Actinopteri; Mugiliformes; Mugilidae. The transcript is spliced from 3 exons.
AUGGAACAAGAUGAAAGUGGAUCCAAAAAGAUCCAUUCGAUUAAUGAAACGAAGAAGAACUGGAUUGAUGCUCAGAAAUACUGCAGAGAUCAUCACACAGACCUGGUCAGUGGAUUGAAGCAGUUGGAUCAAGUAAAUCUCAGUGAUGGCAAAGACUAUUGGAUCGGCCUGUUCAGAGACACCUGGAGGUGGUCAGAUGGGAGCAGUUUCUCUUUCAGACACUGGGAUCAGACUCUGUCACCAGGAGACGAAUGUGCAGUGACCAUGUUGAAUGAAGAACAAGGAAGAUGGAAGAACGCCGACUGUACUGACAAAAAACCUUUCUUCUGUUAUGAUGAUAACGUGAUCCUGAUCAAAGAAAAUAAGACCUGGGAGGAAGCCUUGUAUUACUGCAGAGACAACUACAAUGACCUGGUCUCCAUCACUAAGCUUGAUGAACAGAGAUGGGUUCAAGAGAGAGCCAAGAAAGCCUCAACUCCUUUUGUCUGGCUGGGACUGCGCUACACCUGCACUCUGGAUUUCUGGUUCUGGGUCAGUGAUGAGGUAGUCGGCUAUAAGAACUGGGCCUCAGAUGGAAAGAAUGACGACUGUGACAUGUCUGGAGCCAUGGACACAGGAGGAGAACAUCAGUGGGUCACAAAACAAGAUAACGAGACGUUUAAUUUCAUCUGUUCUAAGUCUUAGACUCACUGAUAACUGUCUUUUUAUUCAUAUACUCUGAAUGUUGGUUGUGUAUCAAACGUAUUCUUUCCAUCUGUCUUGAAUGGUGAAGUGGGAAAUGUAGGAAUCCCAACGUGAAAUGUGUAAAAGCUGUCUUCAGAUUGUGAGAGGAAGAAGCUCCACUAUA